Mizuhopecten yessoensis (Yesso scallop) is the source of this 3122-nucleotide messenger RNA. Its product is annotated as signal recognition particle receptor subunit alpha-like. Lineage: Eukaryota; Metazoa; Mollusca; Bivalvia; Pectinida; Pectinidae. Gene Ontology annotation, molecular function: GTPase activity; ATP hydrolysis activity; GTP binding. The coding region runs from base 66 to 1970 and encodes 634 amino acids. The record is from RefSeq and is a predicted model, not a curated record. The transcript has 14 exons. Gene Ontology annotation, cellular component: signal recognition particle receptor complex; endoplasmic reticulum membrane. Gene Ontology annotation, biological process: SRP-dependent cotranslational protein targeting to membrane.
CAUCCGGUUAUGAAAUAAGUACUUCCGGUAAGAAUUGAGCAGAAUCAAUUUUGACACGAGAGAAGAUGUUGGACUUCUUUACUAUUUUCAGCAAAGGCGGGAUCGUCCUUUGGUACUUCCAAGGAACGUCUCAACUAUUUACUCCGUCAAUCAACUCUUUGAUCAAGACCGUCAUUUUACAGGAGAGGAGUGGUAAUAACUCGUUUACCCAUGAUGCUCUUACCUUGAAGUACAAACUGGACAAUGAGUUUGAGUUGGUGUUUGUGGUUGCUUACCAGAAGAUACUGCAGUUGUCUUACAUUGAUAAGUUUCUGAGUGACAUACAGCUGGAGUUUCGUAACAAGUACAAAGAUGAUAUCCAGAAUGGCAAACUGACGCGAAAUCUAGAUUUCAGUGAUGUUUUUCACUCCAUGCUGAGGCAGCGUGAGGAGGAGAGUCGAGUGGAGAAAGUGGCAAGACCCAUGAGACGUUUUGAGGAUUCUAAGAAAUCUCAGAAAACUAUAUCCUCUAUGGUUGAGAAGAAGGGUGAUGAGAAGAAAUCCACCAAGGCCAAAGGCAAAGAAAACAAACCUGUGAAAACUGUUACUAUCAAAGAGCCAGAGGUGGUCCAAGUUACGUCUCCUGUCAGCAACGCAAGUAUUGAUGAGGAAACACUAAGGAAGAAUCGUGAAAAGUUCUUUGAGAAAAUGCAAGGUGGCAAGAAAUCAAAAAGCAGUCCUAAAGCCAGCACACCCGAGGGGAAGAAGAAAGGCAAGAUAGGGCGUGUCUGGGAGGGAGCCGGUAACAGCAAAGACGUGAAGGGACUGGACUUCAGCAGUACCAAUGGAGAGAGCAUCCCAGAUGAUGUGGUGCCCACCGUAGCAGAGAGAUCCCUGGUAGGGUCUAUGAAGGGUGGUAUCAGGGACAUUGAGGAGGAGGAAGAAGAAGAGGAGGAGGAGUAUGAAGAGGAGAUAAACAAGGCUUCAUCAUCAAAAGGCAGCACCAAGAGCAGUGCUAAGUCCGCUGGGUCGGGCAUGUUUAGCAUGUUUAAGAACCUGAUUGGAUCCAAAACUCUCACCAAGGAGGAUCUUGACACUGCCCUGGAGAAAAUGAAGGAUCAUCUUGUGGCCAAAAAUGUAGCGUCUGACAUUGCUGUAAAGCUGUGUGACUCUGUGGCAGCCAAACUGGAGGGAAGAGUGCUGGGCACUUUUAACACUAUUGCCCAUACUGUGAAGACAACCCUCAAUGAGUCAUGUGUGCAGAUUUUGCUGCCAAAACGCCGGAUAGACAUCCUUCGAGACGCUAUGGAAACCAAACAGCAGAAAAGACCCUAUACUAUCACCUUUUGUGGAGUGAACGGUGUUGGCAAGUCAACCAAUCUGGCCAAGAUUUGUUUCUGGUUGGUUGAGAAUGGUUUUCGAGUGCUGAUUGCGGCAUGUGACACAUUUCGUGCUGGCGCUGUAGAACAACUGAGAACACACACUCGCAAGCUCAAUGCCCUCCACCCCAAUGUGCAGCAGGACGGUCAGCACAUGGUCAAGCUCUAUGAGAAAGGCUAUGGCAAAGAUGCUGCUGGCAUAGCUAUGGAAGCCAUUAACUAUGCACGCGACUCUCACAUUGAUGUUGUACUGGUGGACACUGCUGGACGUAUGCAGGACAACGAGCCCCUUAUGAGAGCUUUAUCUAAGUUAAUUCGUGUGAACCAGCCGGACCUGGUUCUGUUUGUAGGUGAGGCUUUGGUUGGAAAUGAGGCUGUGGAUCAGCUGACCAAGUUUAACAAAGCACUCAUCGAUCACUCCAACAGUGAAAAUCCUCGCACCAUUGACGGCAUCAUUCUGACUAAGUUUGAUACCAUCGAUGAUAAGGUUGGAGCUGCUAUUUCUAUGACCUACACAACUGGCCAACCCAUUGUGUUUGUGGGCACUGGACAGACGUACACAGACCUCCGCAACCUUAAUGCUAAGGCUGUGGUCAGUUCUCUCCUUAAGUGACCUUGGCUAACGGACACCUAGUCAGUUGUACAGAUAGCUGUGUUCUCCCUGAUAUUACAAUGUUUUACCUGUUUGUGAAGGACUCUCAUUGACAGCACAUAGACUGUUUGUUAAUGUUUCACCUGUAGAAUCAUAUUCAUAUGCAUCACUUCAGGUUUAUGUUGAAGAAAAUAUGUGACUUUGUAUAUUAGUUCAACGUUUACCUCCUCUGAACCCCCAUUAUGAUGUAUAUUAGGAAAGUUUCACCACAGUUCCACGUUCACCUCCUCUGAACCCCCAUUAUGAGGGCAAAUUUAUCAUGAAAGCAAACAUUAGUAAGCAACAUAUUGAUAACAGUAAAUCGGGAUGAAUACAGAUUUUACUGCGUAGUCCAAAAGUUUCCCAGUAAACAGCACAUAAUAUCAGUGAAACUUCCUCCGAAUUAUGUUUUGGUGAGAUUUGAAUUUGAAUUGAUCGCAUUAAGUUAUAAACUGACUAAUUGUGUGAUAGACCAUAGUCUAACUGAUGUCAGGGUUAGAUAAGCUCUUUGUGAAGUUUUUCCUGAAACUGGGAUUGUUUAUUUUAACGGUGCUGAUUAAUUUGGUCCUGGGAUCAGAAAACCAUCAUGUUGCAAAUUUGAUUUGUUGUUAAAAAAACUUCAAUUUUAAGAGAUAAAUAUUUAUAAUUUACUGAAAACCACAUUUUCAAAUGACACUGAAAAGUUGGACCAAACUGAAAGUAAGGGUAGCCUGGUGGUUGCUGAUCCUGGGGCAGUAUCAUGUUACCUAUCAUGUGGGGAAUCUGUUUCCUGUCAAACUCAUGAAAUUGUUCAUGUGUAUUUGUUAUUAAAAACAUUUGCAGAAAAUAUAUUUAAGUUCUCAGGAAAGACUGUGUAUGAUUCUGAUUUGAGUAAUUAAAAAGCUGUUUAACACUGAUGUAGUGUCGUAAUGAACUUUAACUGGUAUAUAUAUUAUGUCUCGUGUCGAGGUGCCCAAUGUUUGUCAGUAAAAAUAAGCUGAUUGUUUAACAAACAGGUAGAUCAGGGAAUUAACAUUGUGAUCAUGUUUGUAUAACAAAAAAGGUUGUAUGUAGACUGAGUUUAAUUUUAGGUUAUUUUCUUUUUGUUUGUUUUUAGGUCACCUGAGCUUUGCUCAAGUGACCUAUUCCAAUCAC